CGUAGAUUGAAGCUUUCAGACGCCACUGGGGGAACAAUCAAUUAGGUAUAUCGAUCGAUAGUCGGCAUUGCACAACAAUUGUUUUUUAAGCGGCAGGUGAAACUGCGUAUUGCGUAAUAGUGUUGCUGCUUGCAAGGGAAAAUGUCUAACACCUCUCAGAAGCACAGAGACUUUGUGUCUGAGCCUAUGGGCGACAAACCAAUAACGGCUCUUGCUGGCAUUGGAGAUGUACUUGGUGGUAAACUGGAAGAACAAGGAUUUGAUAAGGCAUAUGUACUUCUGGGCCAGUUUCUUAUUUUGAGGAAAGAUGCUGACGAUCUCUUCAAAGACUGGUUGAAGGAUUCCUGUGGUGCUAAUUCUCGUCAAGCAGAACUGUGUUCCUCUUGUUUAAAAGAGUGGUGUUCAUCUUUUCUAUGAUACCUGCAUUUCAGAUGGUUUUUCCAAUGAAAUACUUGUGUUCUUUUUGUAUAUACUGAAAAUGUAUUAAUUGGAAAACUUUUUUACAUCAAAACCUAUAUUUUGUAUUGAAUAAAAGGCAAUAAAUAUUAUCUUCUCCGAUAGCUACCAUUCAGAAUAACCCAGCUUUUCUGAGAAGUCUUAAAGUGCA
Molecule: messenger RNA, 607 nt
Organism: Bombina bombina (fire-bellied toad)
Lineage: Eukaryota; Metazoa; Chordata; Amphibia; Anura; Bombinatoridae
Product: barrier-to-autointegration factor-like protein
Exons: 3
Coding region: 142-417 (91 amino acids)
Molecular function (GO): DNA binding
Source: RefSeq, a predicted model, not a curated record